AAUCAGGUCUUUUAGUAGAAUCUGAAUUUCGUGUUGCUUGAAGAAAUUUCACUGAAGCUGUGAGUACUCUGAGAAACAUGUAACUGAGGAGAAAAUCUUACAGCCCUUUCAAUGGUGUAUCUCUCUCGGUCAUCGAGAACCUUAUGCAUUCCACGUGUUUGAUGAAAUUCCCCAGAGAAGAUGAGGUCCACAGUCAGAUCAAACGGGAUUGUGUUUGUAACGAAUACAACAAAGCUGACACGUUAUUUUUGCUCUCAUCAUUUGGUAGAUCAAUCAGACCACGCAUCGACGGAGUUGCAGGAAGUUAUACGAAUUGUUUCUUCCCCAAUUGGUGGUCUAGAUGACCUUGAAGAAAACUUGAACCAGGUUUCGGUUUCUCCAUCAUCCAACCUUGUUACCCAAGUGAUUGAUUCUUGCAAGAACGAGACUUCACCGAGAAGGUUGUUGAGAUUUUUCUCCUGGUCGUGUAAAAGCCUGGGAUCUAGUGUACACGACAAGGAGUUCAACCAUGUCCUAAGAGUUUUGGCUGAGAAGAAGGAUCACACAGCUAUUCAGAUACUCUUAUCAGAUCUCAGGAAGGAGAAUCGGGCGAUGGACAAGCAAACGUUUAGCAUUGUCGCUGAAACUCUGGUUAAGAUUGGUAAGGAAGAAGAUGCAACAGGUAUCUUCAAGAUCUUGGACAAGUUUUCAUGCCCACAAGAUAGCUUCACUGUGACGGCUAUUAUAAGUGCGCUCUGUUCCAGAGGACAUGUGAAGAGAGCAUUGGGAGUUAUGCAUCAUCACAAGGAUGUAAUCUCAGGGAAUGAAUUGUCUGUGUAUAGAAGUCUUUUAUUCGGGUGGUCGGUACAAAGAAACUUGAAGGAAGCAAGAAGAGUUAUACAAGAUAUGAAAUCAGCCGGGAUUACACCGGAUUUGUUCUGUUUCAACUCGUUGCUUACCUGCCUCUGCGAAAGAAACGUGAAUCGAAACCCAUCUGGGCUUGUUCCUGAAGCUUUGAAUAUUAUGUUGGAGAUGAGGUCUUACAAAAUCCAACCUACGUCUAUUAGUUACAACAUAUUGCUUUCUUGUCUAGGAAGGACAAGAAGGGUGAGAGAGUCUUGCCAGAUUUUAGAACAGAUGAAGAGAUCGGGAUGUGAUCCCGAUACAGCCAGCUAUUACUUCGUUGUGAGGGUUCUGUAUUUGACAGGAAGGUUUGGUAAAGGAAACCAAAUUGUGGAUGAGAUGAUCGAGAGAGGACUGAGACCCGAACGCAAAUUCUAUUAUGAUCUGAUCGGGGUUCUUUGUGGGGUCGAGCGGGUAAAUUUUGCACUUCAAUUGUUUGAGAAGAUGAAGAGAAGCUCAGUGGAUGGUUAUGGUCCGGUUUAUGAUCUGCUCAUUCCAAAACUAUGUAAAGGAGGAAACUUUGAGAAAGGAAAAGAGCUUUGGGAAGAGGCAAUGUCACUUAAUGUUACACUUAGUUGCUCCAUUAUUUUGCUUGAUCCAUCUGUCACAGAGGUUUUCAAACCUAUGAAGAAGAAAGAAGAGGCUGCAAUGGUGGAUCGUCGUGCACUAAACUUGAAGAUUCACGCUACAAUGAACAAAAAAAAGCCAAAACUGAAACCAAAACCGAAACGCAGGAGCAAGACAAAGAAGAAGAAUCUGCGGCAAUGAUGAUGUUUUCUAGCCAUGUAUCACAAAAAACUAAGGUAAGAUGU
This is a messenger RNA of Arabidopsis arenosa, 1694 nucleotides long. The record is from the annotation of a GenBank genome assembly. Lineage: Eukaryota; Viridiplantae; Streptophyta; Magnoliopsida; Brassicales; Brassicaceae.